CAUCGUUACCAAGGUGCUUCUCAAAAGGUAUCUAUAAAAGAGAUGGAAUUUUACAAGAAAUAUUUAUGGAAAAGCCAGUUUCUUAAUCCUUCUGAUAAGAUACCAACUGGAAUCCAGAAUAAAAUACCUUUGUGUAAUUUAUUAGCUGGAAUUUUAAUAAGGGAAUGCACAAGAAAUUAUUCACUUAAGUUUUUCAACAUUCCUUUUGAUUGGCUUAAGUUAAUAAUUUCAAAUAUAAUUAUUAAAAAAGAUGUUAAUUGGGAUUCUGAAAGAUGGAACAGUUUUAGAUUUUGGUUUAAUCUUAAUAAUCAUCAUGUGAAAGGAAAUAUUGAAGGAUCUGGACUACUUAAAUAUCUUUUAAGGAAAAAAUGGGAUAUACUUCUUAGAGAUUUUUCUUUUAAGAUUGAAGAUGGGAUUAUUAAAAUUGAAGAUAAUUUAACUGUUCCAGAAUUGGAAUUAAAGAAUUCAGCAAAAUCAAAAUAUAGAUUAACAAGACAAGAUAAUCAAUUAGUAAAAAGUGCAUACUGUUUU
This is a messenger RNA of Dentiscutata erythropus, 531 nucleotides long. Lineage: Eukaryota; Fungi; Glomeromycota; Glomeromycetes; Diversisporales; Gigasporaceae. The record is from the annotation of a GenBank genome assembly.